ACUGCUGGGCUUAUAUUUGUGACGUCACACAGGAGGAGUGUGCCACGUGAAAUUUGGAUGUUUUUUUCGAAUCUACACUAAAUAAACUAACGAUGAACAAGCUUGCAAAUCUAAUGCCGACUUCUAAACGACUCCGUGACCUCAUAAGGGAAAUCAGAUCAUCAAGAACAGCUGCCGAUGAGAGAGCCGUUGUUCAAAAAGAAUGUGCCGCCAUAAGAGAUACGUUUAGAGAAGAAGAUAAUACAUAUCGGUGUAGAAAUGUAGCUAAACUAUUAUAUAUUCAUAUGCUUGGUUACCCAGCUCAUUUUGGGCAGUUGGAGUGUUUGAAAUUAAUUGCAUCACCACGAUUUACUGAUAAAAGAAUUGGUUACCUUGGAGCUAUGCUACUGCUUGAUGAGAAGCAUGAUGUGCAUUUACUUAUUACAAAUUCGCUGAAAAAUGACUUAAAUCAUCAAACUCAAUAUAUAGUAUCAUUAGCUCUAUGCACAUUGGGAAGCAUUUGCUCCGCAGAAAUGAGUAGAGAUUUGGCUGGAGAAAUCGAAAAACUAUUAAAAUCUUCUAAUGCAUAUAUAAAAAAGAAAGCAGCAUUGGCAGCCUUUAGAAUAAUACAAAAAGUACCUGAUUUGUUAGAAAUGUUUUUACCGGCGACAAGAUCGCUUCUAAACGAAAAAAAUCAUGGUGUAUUAUUAACGGCUGUUUGCCUAAUCACACAAAUGUGUGAGAUAAGCAUUGAUACUCUAGUUCAUUUCAGAAAGAUGGUAAAUCAACUGGUUAGAAUAUUAAAAAAUCUCAUCAUGGCUGGUUACUCACCAGAGCAUGAUGUAUCAGGCGUUAGUGACCCCUUUCUGCAGGUAAAAAUUCUCCGUCUUCUGCGAAUUUUGGGUAAAGGAGAUUCAGACGCUAGUGAACAAAUGAAUGAUAUUUUGGCUCAAGUUGCAACUAACACAGAAACCAGCAAAAAUGUGGGUCAUGCUAUUUUAUACGAAAUAGUUUUGACAAUUAUGGGAAUACAAUCAGAAGCAGGAUUGAGAGUAUUAGCUGUCAAUAUUCUUGGGCGAUUCUUACUAAAUAACGAUAAAAAUAUACGAUAUGUAGCCUUGAAUACACUGUUGAAGGUCGUGCACGCUGAUUAUAAUGCUGUACAAAGGCAUCGAUCGACUAUAGUUGAUUGCUUAAAAGAUCCAGAUACCUCCAUCAAAAAACGCGCCAUGGAAUUGUGCUUUGCCCUUAUAAAUGCCAAUAACGUUAGGGGUAUGGUCAAGGAACUGCUGUUCUUUUUGGAGCGAUGUGAUCCUGACUUUAAAGCUGAUUGCUCCUCUGGUCUUGUCAUAUCAGCGGAGAGACAUGCUCCUAACAAAAGGUGGCAUAUCGACACAGUUAUCAAAGUUUUAACUACCGCUGGAAAUUAUGUUAGAGACGACGUAGUUACCAUGCUUAUUCAAUUAAUUGCCGAUACGAAUCCUUUACACACAUACGCUGCCAGAAAUCUAUUGGAACAAGCGAGACUACAUAUGGAUCAACAACCUUUGUGCCAGGUUGCAGCAUGGGUAAUCGGAGAAUACGGUGAUAUCCUAAACAAACCAUGUAAAGAUGUGGGAGAUGAUUUUGAAAAUAUACCGGAUUCAGACGUUCUAGAAACUCUUGAGAGAAUAUUGUUGUCCAGUAACUCUCUAACUGUUACAAAACAAUAUGCUGUAAUAGCAAUUAUGAAGUUAUCAACUCGACUUAGUUCAGGUGUACAGGACCAAGUUAAGCGAUUGAUAAAUAUUUAUGGUAGUAGCACGAAUGUUGAGUUACAGCAGAGAUCUGUAGAAUUUACUUCUCUUUUUAAUCGAAAACACGACACUAUCCGAUCCGGUCUCUUGGAACGAAUGCCAUUGGUUGAAAAAUCCAACAUUAUUAGUAAUGGAGUUUCAAAUUCUGGUGAAGGUAAUGCUGAAGACGAAGAAUCAAGACAAGAUGUCAUACAAUCUGUGAACAUUCCGGAGUUACCUAAACAACAAAGUCAGAACAUCCUAGAUUUAUUAGACAACGACACAAGUUUUACAAAACCAUCAAUGCCAAGCCAGCAGCCGAAUGCAACAGGUGGAAAUCUAUUAGAUUUAUUAGGAGAUCUUGAUUUAUCAUCUCAACCACCGCCCGUCAUUCAACAAGGACCGGUAUCGAACGGACUAAUUGCGCAAUCAGCUCCAUUUUCUCAAGGGCCUCAAAUACCUCAGCUAGAGGUUUUCGACAAGAAAGGAAUCCGUAUUACCUUCGACUUUGAACGGGUACCCGAGGGUUUAAAAAUUGACUUGAAAGCUUCAAAUUCGAACGCACAUGAUAUGACAGAUUUCUCAAUUCAAGCUGCAGUGCCUAAAUCAUUCCAAUUAAAUCUCUCACCCGCUUCUUCUCCUUAUUUGCCGGCUUACUCUGUCCAAGGAAUUACACAAACCAUGCACAUAAUUAACCCUCAAAAGCAACCAGUACGAAUGCGUAUUCGAUUAAGUUAUACAGUAAAUGGUCAAAAUUUUACUGAGCAAGCAGAAGUGAACAAUUUCCCACCUCCCACGUGGCAGUAUGUUUAUCAAAAAGAAUUAGACAGGUACCACACCAAUGAUCAGCCAUAUUUGUUGUCAUGUGACUGUAUCUUUAAGCGGUCAAAUAAUAGGACCUCCAGAGUAAUAAUGUCUAAUACUGAUCGUAAUAUACUACUUGGCUGCGCAGCUGCAGUUGCUGCAAGUGUGGGAACUUUCUCCCUAACGAGCUACUAUUAUAAACAGAAAGAGAAACAAAGGGAACAACGUAACAAUCAGUACGAAAGUCGAAAGUUAUUAAAUGAGUAUUUACUAUUUCAUUAUGGCUCUGUAAAAGAAUUAAUACUCGCCCCAAAUGGGCCAACAAAUGGGCACGAUUUCCCAAGAAAGUGUGCAGAUAUUUGCGGCAACUUUUUCCAAUCUCAAUUGGAAAAAUCCUCUUUACAACUAAAACGAGGUCUUGACAUUGGUUGCGCUGUUGGUAGAUCAACCUUCGAAAUGUGUAACUUCUUGGAUGAAGUUGUUGGAAUUGACUAUAGUCAAUCUUUUGUAGAUGCCUGUAAUAUUCUCAAAGGAAGCGGCUCCAUACGAUAUUCUGUUUGUUCUAUAGGAGAUUUGGAAGAUUCUUAUCAAGCUAUUGUCGAUUCAAAAAUUGAUAGAGGAAAAGCCGAAUUCCGACGGGGAGACGCAUGCAAUUUGCCCUUGGAUUUAGGUCAAUUUUCUGUAGUUUUGGCUGCGAACUUAAUAUGUCGCCUUCAUUCACCUCAAUACUUUUUAAGACGCUUGGCUGACCUAGUUGUUACUGAUGGCAUUCUGGUGUUAACUUCCCCAUAUACGUUUCUAAGGGAGUAUACACCGGCUGAAAAUUGGAUAGGAGGUUUUGUACGAGAUGGAAAACCGAUUGUUGGUUUAACUGGACUGCAAGAACAAUUGGGAGAUUAUUUCGAUUUGGUUCAUGAAAUGGAACUUCCGUUUACUAUUCGUGAAACGGAAAGAAAGCACCAAUGGACCGUAAGCCACGUAACUGUUUGGAUAAGAAAUUCAAAAACAAAAUAA
This is a messenger RNA of Dimorphilus gyrociliatus, 3572 nucleotides long. NCBI's taxonomy places the organism in Eukaryota, Metazoa, Annelida, Polychaeta, Dinophilidae. The record is from the annotation of a GenBank genome assembly.